AUGAGUGAAUUGCAGAAGUCGUUCGCUAAAUCUAAAUUAGCGAGGCUACCUCCCGACAUCUCCAUGUUCGACGAACUGCCGGAACAUGAACCGGCAAAUGCUGGGCAUGGGGAGUGGGGGAAGUUUGAUGAUGAUUCUUCCUCGGCCUCGUCUGCAUCUUCAACGGGCACGGUGAUGCCGUCUCCUAGUCAAAAACUAUUUGCGAGAAAUAGUGGGACGCAAAUUGGAAGAGGGGAAAUGUCAUCUCUUCCAUGGAUAGACUAUUUUCAAAGAGAGCUCUUUCUUGAAGAGGACACUGAUGAUCUACACAUCACUCAUCAUGCUUAUAUUACACCUCCAGAAGAUUCCGGGCCCCUAUUCGUCAUGCAUCAUGGGGCUGGAUCUUCAGGUCUUUCAUUUGCUGCUUGCGCGCAGGAAAUUAGAAAAAUCUUGCCGAGUGCUGGAAUUUUGUCCUUGGAUGCGCGCAAUCAUGGAAACAGCACAUCCAGAAGCAAUACCCAGCCCACUGAUAUUGAAGUAAAUACUGAUGAGUUGGACUUGAGUUUGGAGACAUUAAGCCGCGACCUGGUGUAUGUCAUCCGCCACACAAAAGAAGAGAUGAAAUGGGAAUCUAUUCCCCCAUUAGUCUUGAUUGGUCAUAGCCUUGGUGGUGCUGUUGUCACACAUGUUGCUAGAACUGGUGAACUAGGCUCUGAUGUGCUUGCUUAUGCUGUUCUUGAUGUUGUAGAAGGUUCUGCAAUGGAUGCACUCCAAAGUAUGGAGACGUAUCUUUCCAUACGACCGUCUAGUUUUCCCUCUUUAUCAGCCGGCAUCACUUGGCACCUUCGAUCUCGAACCAUCCGCAAUACAAAUUCAGCCCGUAUUUCUGUUCCAGGCCUUCUCCGUGAAGAUAAAUCGGAUUCCUCGCGACCGUGGAAAUGGAAUACUAAUCUAGCUGCCACAAAGCCGUUUUGGGAGAAUUGGUUCAUCGGCCUUAGUAAAAAGUUUCUCGAAGCCAAGGGAGGAAAGUUGCUUCUUCUUGCGGGAACAGAUCGGUUAGAUAAAGAGUUGAUCAUCGGUCAAAUGCAAGGAAAAUAUCAGUUGCAGGUUUUUCCUGAGGCGGGUCAUUUCAUUCAUGAAGACCAGCCCACUAAGACUGCUCGUAUUCUAGUUGAUUUUUAUAAAAGAAACGAUAGAAGCGCCCUUGUAUUGCCCCCAAAGGUCGGUGACAUGAUGGCUACUAAGGCAAUGUCAAAAGUCCUUGGUUUUCCAUCAUCAUGA
Ophidiomyces ophidiicola is the source of this 1260-nucleotide messenger RNA. It is a transcript of the gene PPE1, whose product is annotated as Protein phosphatase methylesterase 1. Lineage: Eukaryota; Fungi; Ascomycota; Eurotiomycetes; Onygenales; Onygenaceae. Gene Ontology annotation, biological process: protein demethylation. The transcript is spliced from 5 exons. Bases 1 to 1260 code for a protein of 419 amino acids. The record is from RefSeq and is a predicted model, not a curated record. Gene Ontology annotation, molecular function: protein methylesterase activity.